AUGAGUUUAAUUGAAGCACCAUACAAUAAAAAUUUUUUAUCAUCAAGUAAAGAAAUAUUCAUUAAUGGAGAUGAUGAUUUUUUAAAUGAUAUCCAACCAUACUGUAUAAAUGUUAGACGUAAAGAAAUGGCUGAUAAAAUUUAUGGUCCCAAUGUAUUAUUAGUUCAAAUCAAAACAGCUUUAGGAGGAGCACCAGAUGUUAUUGGUGAAAUUUUUUCUCAUUCAAAAUCAUCAAUAGACAGCAGAAAUUUAAAAAGUGGUACUUAUACAGAAAGUUAUAAAGAAUUUAAAAAAAAAGUUGAAAAUUUUAAAGUAACUAGUGAACAAAAAAAUAUUUAUGAUAGUGAUUCAGAUGAAUAUUCUAUAAAAUAUUCAGAAGAAGAAAGUGAUUUAUCAGAUAACAUGUUUACUGAUGACUCUACAACAACUGCUAUUUAUUUUGAUGAAAAUAUGGAAAGAUGUUUUCAAGAAAUUACCUUAGAUUUAACAUUAAAACAAAACUAUGAAUUACCAAAUUUAGAUAAAAAAAUCAAGCAUUAA
Messenger RNA from Strongyloides ratti, 540 nucleotides. RefSeq lists its product as hypothetical. The transcript is spliced from 2 exons. The coding region runs from base 1 to 540 and encodes 179 amino acids. The record is from RefSeq and is a predicted model, not a curated record. NCBI's taxonomy places the organism in Eukaryota, Metazoa, Nematoda, Chromadorea, Rhabditida, Strongyloididae.